This is a messenger RNA of Panicum hallii, 2385 nucleotides long. Its product is annotated as transcription factor bHLH54-like. NCBI's taxonomy places the organism in Eukaryota, Viridiplantae, Streptophyta, Magnoliopsida, Poales, Poaceae. Gene Ontology annotation, biological process: regulation of transcription by RNA polymerase II. The record is from RefSeq and is a predicted model, not a curated record. Gene Ontology annotation, molecular function: RNA polymerase II cis-regulatory region sequence-specific DNA binding; protein dimerization activity; DNA-binding transcription factor activity, RNA polymerase II-specific. Bases 1390 to 2160 code for a protein of 256 amino acids. The transcript is spliced from 6 exons. Gene Ontology annotation, cellular component: nucleus.
UUGCAUGAUAUGCUUGGGUUUGAUGGCUGCUUUGAUUUAAUACUUAUUAAGAUUGAUAUCAGAACUGGAACAUUAACAUGUUGCUCAAGCAGGCAAAUGUUUCUUGCUGAUGUGCUCAGUCUGUAUCCUAGUCCCUAGCUCUAUUGUUGCAAAUUCUCUGCUUUGCUGCUUUGGUGAAACAUAGCUGAAAAUUAUAUAAUACCUUUUCCUUGUUAUGCUUGGAUUUGGUGGUUGUUUAAAUAGGGAUUGGGGAUGCAUAUUUUGUUGUUGCGAAUGGGCCAAAAGCUCAAUGGUUGUUGCACCAGUGCGUCAUAUCUUUAUUUUCCAAGAUCUUGUCCUUGUAUGACAAAAUAUAGCCUGCAGCUGUGCUGUGGAAUGAAGUGGACAAUGUAAUCACAUUCUGGAGCACAAUAUAUUCAUUGUUCAUUGUGCUGGGUUGUAUGUGAUUUGAAUGCUGGCGUUAUUGGUCAGACUCAAGAGUGAGUAAAGGUGUACAUUGUUUGCAUCUGUAUGCUGAUGUUGAGCGAGCAAAAACAUUUUAUGGUGAUGUGAUAUCUUCUUGGGCUAUUAACACACUUUCUUUUGUUUUUUGCGUGUGAUAGUGUUGUUGAAUGAGAUGACUGAAUGAUGCUUUAAAGUAACUCGAAUCCUUCAAACAGAGUCUUCAUUGUGAAGCUGGACACUAUAUCCUUGUAAACUCCUGCAUAAUUCUGUCUGCCACAUAUGUCUGUACUGGCAUGAGGGCAUAAUUCAGUAAAAUAUAGGCAAUUUGGCAAAAUGAAAUGGACUUAACUUUAUAGUGAAUUGCCUGUUGCAUAAUGGUGUCUCAGAAUAAUCUUGUUCUUGCAUUACACAUUGAAUGAAAAACUGAAGUCUUGGGAGCUGGCAUUGCAUUAUUAGUAGUAUUAAGUAACAUUGUUUUCUUACUAGUUGCCGUUUUCUCUUGGCAUUUCAUAUUCCCAUACACAAUCAGUGGAUCUCUGCAUUCUGGAAUAUUCUGAUGACACCGUGUUUCUGAAAUCAGGUUGAGUUAAAUUAUUGCUCGUGGGUCAUUAAUGUCCUGAUGAUCAUUUCAGGGGCAGUACCCAACUGAAGGACAGCUUGAUAGUUUUUUUGUUGGUAAGGCCGAAGGCAUUGAUGAACUUGGACAAUUUGCAGGAAGAUUGAGGGAUGGGGCAUUGCGUUUCAGGCAUUAACUACUAUCAUCUUGCUGUCAUUCUAAUCUGUUUAAGAUUGGGAUGGAACUCGAGUCAAAUUUAUGUCUGAAAAGAUUCCCCGAGAAUGCAGUAUAAAUGAUGUCCUCGCCUGCACCAUGCUUACAGCCAUAUCACCGAGAGUCCUCACGUAGCUUUGAAGUAGAAAAUAGAAUUGAAGGUUCAGAUCAGCAGAAUGGAAGCAAAGUGCGCAUCCAUUUGGAGUGAGGAAUCUGAGAUGAUUGCUCACCUGCAGUCCAUGUUCUGGAACAGCAGCGAUGCUCAUGCCAGCCUUUCUUCUCCCAACAGUAGCACUAGUUCUUGUAUUGAACCUAGCACAUUGCCUACUGCCUUGUUCCUUCCACUUAUUGAAAAAGAGAGUUAUGACACAGUGCCAUUUGAGAAUGCUGCCGCAGAUUGGUGCUUUGAUCACCAGAGUGAGGCCUUUGCGAUUGGUAAUGCAGUUACUGGUGACAAGAGGGCCCUUCUCAUGGAUGAGAGAAGGAAGAAGAGUAAGAACAGUAGCAAGAAACCCCGUACUGUUGCCCCAGUACUGAUGACAACUUCAAGUGCUCUUGAUGAUAAGGCCAAUACCGAGCUUAUCAAUCACAGCAGCUCCUGGUGCUGUAGCUCUGAAGAUGACUCUAUUGGUGUGUGUGAGGAAUCUGUUGUUCUGAAACAGAGUAGCAGUUCAAGAGGUCGUAGUUGGUCCUCAAAGAAUUCACAGUCUCUUUACGCAAAGAAGAGAAGAGAGAGGAUUAAUGAGAAACUAAAAACACUGCAGCAGCUAAUUCCCAACGGCACCAAAGUUGACAUGAGCACUAUGCUGGAGGAGGCAGUUCAGUACGUCAAGUUUCUACAGCUGCAAAUAAAGCUGUUGAGCUCUGAUGAGACAUGGAUGUAUGCUCCUCUUGCCUACAACCACACCAGCAUUGAUAUUAAUCUGAAUUCUUCAGCGAAGAAAUGAAGACCGUCCAAAAAGAAUUGGGCAAACUGAUCAUAAUUCAGAAGGAUGUGACCUGUCAAGUCAAACCCAGUACAUGUUGCAUCUGUUUUUAGAACUGUAAUUAACCCUGACUUUACAUAAUUCAGUUGCUUCGUGUAAGUAAGAGCAAGAGAUUAACUUAUGAUAAAGUUGGAGCAAGGAUCUCCCUUGUCAAAUGAUCAAAUAAUGCAUCAAAGAUUUCUACAA